CAGUCCACGAUAGUUACUCUUAAAGGUGACAUAAGAUUCCUCGUUAAAAGCCUUCUAGUUCAAAAAAAAUAAAACUUUUAUAACAUGGUCCCUAUAGGGACCAAAGGGCAAGAAAGGGUUAACAUAUUAUACAGGUGACUGUGAAAAUGGUGAAGAUGAAGAACAUUGUUUAGAACUUGAAGAACAUGAAUGUGAUAGUAAAACACAGUCUAGAUGUAAAAAUGGUUUAUAUAUUGAUAAACACUUUUUCGUUGGUUUAGUUUUUGAUUGUCUUGAUUGGUCAGAUGAAACUGAUAAAAGUUAA
Molecule: messenger RNA, 304 nt
Organism: Didymodactylos carnosus
Lineage: Eukaryota; Metazoa; Rotifera; Eurotatoria; Philodinida; Philodinidae
Source: the annotation of a GenBank genome assembly